Cyprinodon variegatus (sheepshead minnow) is the source of this 1537-nucleotide messenger RNA. RefSeq names its product Sjogren syndrome/scleroderma autoantigen 1 (gene znrd2). Lineage: Eukaryota; Metazoa; Chordata; Actinopteri; Cyprinodontiformes; Cyprinodontidae. Bases 18 to 746 code for a protein of 242 amino acids. The record is from RefSeq and is a predicted model, not a curated record. The transcript has 4 exons.
CGACCAAGAAGAAGAAGAUGCGUCACGCACAACGUGCUGUUGGAGCAGAAAGCAACAUGGCUGUGAAUGGAGAUGAAGACUUUGAAUGGGAGCCUCCGACGGAUGCAGAGAUGAAGGUGAUCCAGGCUCGCAGAGAGAGACAGGACAAGAUCAGCAAGCUAAUGGGAGAUUACCUCCUGAAAGGGUACAAGAUGCUGGGGGAUUGCUGCGAGGUGUGCGGGACUAUUCUUCUUCAGGACAGACAGAAGAAAAACUACUGUGUCUCAUGUCAGGAGCUGGACUCCGACGUUGACAAGGACAACCCUGCUUUAAAUCCACAAGCUGCAUUGUCCCAGGUGAGAGAGAGGCAACUCGCAGCCCACUCUCCUGCAGCGACCCACGUCCUCGAAGUCAACGCACGGCCAACCACUGGUCAGGUGGGCGUAUCUGUUCCCCAGCCCAGACCGGAACACUGCGAGGGGGCCGCCGCUGGAGGGAGAGGCCUUUUGCCUCCAUCAGUCACCGCUUCUCCUCCGUCUCCUGUCUCCACCACCACCCUGGCGCCCAUUCAACCCCCGGUUUGUCCACCACAAAGCUCCACCCUCCUACCCGUUUUGGAAGAAGCAGAAGAAGCCGUCCUGACUAAACUUCGCUGGGCCACCAACCAGUUACAGAGCUCGGCCUCACUGGAGGCCAGCAUCCAGCUGUGCAGCCUGAUCAGCAGCUGUGCCAACUCGCUGCGAAGCCUGAAGGAGCUCAGCCAGUGAGCGCAGCGGGCCGCCUGAAAACCAUGAAGGGUACUGGUUGUUUCCCUUGCUUCACUCCCUGAAUGCUUGCUUACAGCUCACAUCUCCAAAUGUUCCUGACGUCCCUGAAGUGGGAUCAAAAUGUUCAGGACAUUUAAAGUGCAUCAUUUACUCUUGAUAUUACACAAGCUGGCAGAAAAUGACAUUCUAGUGUAGUAUCUUUUCUUUUUUUUUUUCAAAUUGUAUCCUGAAAUAACAUUUUCAGAACAUCUGAUGAGUAUGUAUUAGUUUUAAAGCAGGUUUUACAAUCAGGCCUGUUCUGCAUAGAAAAGGAAAUCCUGUAUUGAUCUCUGCCCAUGAUAUCAUAGCCUCUGUUUUAUCUACAAACCUGCAAAAUUCUGCCAAGUUACAAGCAAAUCUAAGCUGUAAGCCGAGAAAUGAAUGUGGUGUUUGGACAAUAAGACAUUUGGACAUAAUUUUCAGUUCUAAUGCCGUUUAAACUGAUUUAAAGCUUCUCUUCUGGAUUCUCUCGGGGUGCAAAGAUGGUUCAUGUGAGGCUUUUGGUCAGGUAAAGAUGACAGUGCUGUGGAUGUGUUGCACGGAUGCUUGUAUGAGAUUUAUCCUUUUUUUCCAGUACAUGUUGCAUGUAGAAUAAAUAAAUCUUUGCAUUGCACAUCUUGAGACGGGACUUUGUAUUAUCGGUUGUUCAAAAUGGGUAGUUUUUUAGUAAUAGACCAGAAUAAAUCAUAUUCUGAAGCUGCACAGCCUGUUUCCUUCCACAAGAGGGCGUCAAAUAUAUAUCUAAUAAAACA